AAUAAACAUCCAGAUCCAAGAUAUAUUCAGACAUAAAAUAGUCACAACAAUAUGGAUACAAACAGAAAUGCAUUUGUACUACAUCAUAUUUAAUAAUAAGGUAAUAAGUCACGGAAUGCAAUUAUUCUAAUGUCCUCAGAAGACAUACAUAUUGUGGCUGUGUUUGAAUUUCCAUAUCAGAAUAGAUUUUGAAGUAGUCCUUAGUAGUCCUUGCCUGACCUAAUCUUACUUUUGAGAGCUCAAAGCGGAAAUGCUUGUGAAGACUGUGUUUGUCUUGACAGCGGGGGGAACGUCGUGCACCCUUCAUGCUAUUCUUGGAGAAAUACUGCGCAAACCUUCCGCUGUCACAGGUAUUAUUUACGUUAAAACCUUAAAAAAAAAAAAAACACGUAAAGGUUUAGACAUCUGAGUUUCCACGCCCUCAAACGUGACAACGUCCACUAUCAAAGUGUUGAACUCAUACUCGGACACUUAUUGCUACCUUAUGGACAUAUUGUCGUUUUUUUGUUUUGUUUUUUGAGGAAGCGGUUUUAAAAACAUUGGCCUUACGGUGAGCUCACAGCUAACGACACAGGAAGUGGUUCAAUGCUUUUGUAUUUGAAGCCAUAAAAUCAAACCCCUCACACAGAGACAGUGACCCACAUAAACAAGAACACGAGGUGGACACGUCUUAUGGAAGUGCCAUAAAAAAAAAACAACAACAACAUGCUGCUCAAAAGAAUCUACAGACUGCUUCCUAAAGUGUCCCUGGAUUUACCAAGACACAAAGUUAUCCGCCGCAGCAUGGCCUCAGACCCGGAGACGACCCGUUUCGACUUUCUGGUGGUCGGCGGCGGGUCCGGGGGUCUGGCCGGGGCUCGGCGGGCGGCAGAGCUCGGGGCAUCCACCGCCGUCAUCGAGAGCCACAAACUCGGAGGUACCUGCGUCAAUGUUGGCUGCGUCCCUAAGAAGGUUAUGUGGAAUGCAGCGGUUCAUGCUGAGUACCUACAUGACCACAGCGACUAUGGCUUUGAAACUGGAAAUGUUCGUUUCAGUUGGGAAACUCUUAAGGCCAAAAGAGACGCGUAUGUGUCACGCCUGAAUCAGAUCUAUCGCAACAAUCUUGACAAGGCCAAAAUCCACAGCAUUCAAGGCUAUGCCAGGUUUACAGACGAUCCUGAACCCACAGUGGAGGUUAAUGGAAGAAAGUACACGGCGCCUCACAUCCUCAUAGCCACUGGAGGGCAGCCUUCUGUUAUAAGUGACGAUGAAGUUCCAGGGGCAAAUCUGGGCAUCACAAGUGAUGGCUUCUUUGAAAUUGAAACCCUCCCAAAGCGCAGUGUGAUUGUUGGAGCUGGUUAUAUCGCAGUGGAAAUGGCAGGCAUUCUUUCCACCCUGGGCUCCAAAACAUCCCUCAUUAUUCGUCAGACGGGAGUAUUGAGGAACUUUGAUGCGUUCAUAAGCGCCAACUGCACCAAAGAACUUCAAAACAAUGGCAUUGAUUUGUGGAAGAACACUCAGGUGAAGUCUGUGAGCAAAACGGGCCAAGGCCUGGAGGUGACGCUCGUCACCAAAGACCCGGAGAAGAAGGAUGAUGAGGAGAAGAUCAGCACCAUCAAAGAAGUGGACUGUCUUCUCUGGGCCAUCGGCCGGCGGCCCAAUACAGCUGGACUGAACAUCGGAGGCAUGGGUGUGGAUACAGAUGAAAGAGGCCAUAUCAUUGUGGAUGAAUUUCAGAACACUACUCGACCCGGCAUCUAUGCGGUUGGAGAUGUUUGCGGCAAAGCUCUUCUCACUCCCGUUGCCAUUGCUGCAGGCAGAAAGUUGGCACACAGGCUCUUUGAGGGAAAAAAGGACUCCAAGUUGGACUAUUCCACCAUCCCCACAGUGGUGUUCAGCCACCCACCCAUUGGUACCGUGGGCCUCACAGAUGAGGAGGCCAUUAAAUCUAACGGAAAAGAGAACGUUAAGAUCUACAAGACGUCUUUUACUCCAAUGUAUCACGCCAUCACAAGCAGGAAGAGUCAGUGCAUCAUGAAGCUGGUGUGUGUGGGCAAAGAGGAGAAGGUGGUGGGCCUGCACAUGCAGGGCCUCGGCUGUGACGAGAUGCUGCAGGGCUUCGCUGUGGCCAUCAAGAUGGGCGCUACCAAAGCAGACUUUGACAAGACUGUUGCUAUUCACCCCACCUCUUCUGAGGAGUUUGUUACAAUGCGUUAAUGCAAACAUAAUCCCCACAAGUUCCCCACUCCCUAUAAGACCAGCAACCCAGGCAAACACACCAGGACAGAGCCUCACCUCCAAACUGCUCUCACAUCAGCUUGACAACUUGCCCUCUGAAAUGACUUGCAUAUUUCCAUUUCCUCACUUAAGUGACCUUACUUGUAUACAGUGUUGAACUUUUUUAAUUUUUAGUUAAAUGGACCAACUCUGAGUUAUGACCCUAUUAAAGUGUACUGUGGGUCUUGAAUACUUAUUGAAGACUGAAUUCUAAUUUAAUGAUUGUGAAAUGGAAGUGAUGAACUUGCAGGUAUUAGUCAAGAGAUUGCAUGGGAAGUCCAAGGACCUCUCUCCUAGUGUAUGUGUUUGACUUGUCAGCCAUUUGUCAAAUUAAUCUAUCCAACACUGCUGCUCUUUAAGUCGCCUAUUCAGUGCGAGGUCUAACAAAUAUCUACUGUACUGUUCCAAAGAUCCAAUAAAGU
Molecule: messenger RNA, 2678 nt
Organism: Menidia menidia (Atlantic silverside)
Lineage: Eukaryota; Metazoa; Chordata; Actinopteri; Atheriniformes; Atherinopsidae
Source: the annotation of a GenBank genome assembly